This is a messenger RNA of Aureobasidium subglaciale EXF-2481, 1251 nucleotides long. RefSeq lists its product as uncharacterized. The transcript has 2 exons. The coding region runs from base 1 to 1251 and encodes 416 amino acids. Lineage: Eukaryota; Fungi; Ascomycota; Dothideomycetes; Dothideales; Saccotheciaceae. The record is from RefSeq and is a predicted model, not a curated record. Gene Ontology annotation, molecular function: 2 iron, 2 sulfur cluster binding; iron ion binding.
AUGACCUCCUUCCUGAGUUACUUCAACCGCAGAGAUAGUGGCAACACAACGAAACCUGCUAUCGACAAGCCUCAGCCUGUGAGAGCACUUCCUGCAUCAUGGUACACAUCCGCCGACAUGUACGAGCUUGAGCGUCGUGCUAUCUUCUCCAAGCGCUGGCUUCUUAUCACACACAAGCUUCGUCUUACCAAGCCUGGUGACUUCCUUCGCUAUGAUGUCGCUGGUUUCCAGUUCGUUCUUGCCCGUGACCGUCAGGACAACAUCAACGGUUUCCACAACAUUUGCCGACACAGAGCAUACCCCGUCGUUGAGAAGCAGGAGGGUUCAGCACGCAUCUUCGCUUGCAGAUACCACGGAUGGUCAUACGGUCUGAACGGAAAGCUCGCAAAGGCACCGAACUACCAGGAGCUCGAAGGCUUCGAUAAGGAGGCGAACGGUCUUUUGCCAAUCCACGUUCAUGUCGACAAGAAUGGUUUCGUCUGGGUGAACAUGGACGCGAAAGAGGAGCCCGAGAUUGCCUGGGAAGACAACUUUGAUGGUGUCGAUGUCCAGGAGCGCUACCAACAAUUCGACUUUGAAAACUAUCAGUUCGACCAUAAGUGGGAGAUGGAUGGUCCUUACAACUGGAAGAUUUUGGCCGACAACUACAACGAGUGUUACCACUGCCCGACGACACACCCCGACAUUCCAGCUUUGGCAGAUCUUGAGGCAUACUACGUCAACACAACAGCAAAUCACAUUCAACACGAGGUCGCAAGUCGACCGGACCAGGUUGCCGCUGGUAUGACAGUGGUGCCGACAUACUACUUCCCCAACGCCUCUGUCAACGCAACACCAAACUUCUUCUUCAUGCAAAGAUUCGUUCCUCACGCAGCUGGCAAGGCCACCAUGAGCUACGAAGUCUACCGCCACAAGAACGCCACAGACGAGGACUUCGACAAGAUCAACCAAAUGUACAAGCGCAUCAUGUCAGAAGACAAAGUACUGUGCGAUGCCGCACAAAAGAACGUCAACGCCGGUGUCUUUGUCAGCGGUCUCAUGCACCCCAGAAUGGAGAAGGGUCCUCUGUACUUCCAGAAGCUUUGCAGAGAGGCAGUGACGGAACACCAUGACUUGGAGAAGGCUGCUGGCGGCAAGAUCCACCCCGCCAGACAACAAAUGUCGCAAGCUGAGAUUCAGAGUGAGAAGGAUAUGGACUUCUGCUCUGGCUUGGCUUGUGGAGAGGAACAGCAGGAGGCAUUGGCUUGGUGA